AUGUGCGAGAAAGACAGAUUCAUAGUUGACUUUUUCAAUGAUUUUAUAAAACUCCAUGGUAAUAACUGAGAUAAAUAUUGAUAACUGAUAACAUCAUACCUUAAACAUUUUUAAUAUCAGGCAGAAAAAAAAACUGUUUAUGUCACUAACACUGAAAUAGAUAAGAAUAAACUUUAAAAAAUCGUUUGACCAUAUAAACUAAGUUUAGUUUAUGUGGUCGAAGAGAAGAUCACUGAUAAAAAAAACUGUCCUUAUCAUAAACUCAUAAAAGUUUCUUAUCAACAUCUGCCUACCUGGAAUAAAUGACACAGUUACCUUACUAGAGAUGGCCAACUGUUUUGAAAUAUUUACCUCGAAUUUAGGGUUUUCAGGAUAUAAUAAUAUAAUAUAUAAGUAUAAUAUUUCAAAAUGUCCUCAAAUUGAUAGUAGUCGCCAGUCACAGCAGCUAUGUAGCAGAAUUAAUCAAUGGUAACAGUUAGCAGUAACAACUGUUACAACUAAAAAUCACUGUUAGCCAUCUAUAUUCUCUGUAGGUUUCUAUCACUACAUAGCCUCCCUCAUCAAACAACCAUGUUAUUGUUAUUUAUUUUAUGCACAAAGCCAUUAUAUUUACUUUUUGUGUUUUUGAAUACAGAUUGUAAGUUUAAAAUAAAAAUAAAAAAAAAAUAUAUUUUCUAGAAAGGUAAGUGUGUCGUUUGUUUCAACUUUUAAGUAGGCGGGUACUGAUAAAACUGUUUAUUUGUAUUAUCUGAUAAAUGUUUAUAUGAGUGAUGUUCUCGGUUUAAGAUAUAUUUUAAGCCCUGGUGCAUUCACAUGGAAAUCGCUAUCAUAAUAUAAUUCAUGAAAAAAUAUCAUGGCAGGAAAAAUAAUCACUUAUCAUGAAUUUUUCGAUUUUUUGUUAUCAUGUGUAUUUGUGUAGUUUUGUUUUUAAUUCUUUAACUAUUAGUAUUACAAUUACUUUCUGUUAAUUAAAUUAUGUGAUCGAAGUGACUAGACUUAUAAGUUCCAUUGGUAAAGUUUUUGCAUACAAAUAUGUAUUGUUGAAUUACAAAUGAUUUACUUGAAUAUUGAAUAUAUUGAUCGUUAAUUGGAAGAAAUUUCAGAUAUUGCUGAUUUGAUACCAGAUUUUGAGGAUGUUAUACACAAUGAUAAAAUUAGUGAAACACUGGUUAUAGUUGAAAACCAGGAUGUUGAGAAUGUUCAAUUCACAUUUAAAUUUGAUGUAGAAAAUUUAGGUGAGUAGUUAGAUCAUUUUUCCUGGUAAUUAUAGUAGUUAAAAAUAAUAGUUUUGUUUAGGUAUUGUGUUUGCUGAUGGACUUAAUGAAACUUGUACAGCUGACUAAGUUUUUGGUAACACGGGAAGUGUUGAUAUUACAAUUUGUUCUAAGAAUAAAAGAAAAAACAAAACAUACCGACAUUACAACAUUCAAUAAGAAAAGAUUUUGAAAAUGAUGAUAUAAAGCAAAUUUUGAUUGCUAUACAGAGUGUCCUACAAUGUUAUCCAAAUGCUAAUAACUCUGUUAAUGUCAAUUGUCAAAUGUGAAUUCAAUCGAGUUUGUAUAUACAAAUUUAGAGAAAAAUUAUUUUUUUUAUUUUCAUCUCUUAAUCACUGAAAAAAUAACUUUAUGUUUUCAUUUUUUAAAAUUGUCUAGCUCUUUUAAAUAUUAGAAAAAAAAAAUGAAUAUUGAAUAGUUAUUAGUAUUUAGAUAACACUGUAGGAGCCUUUUAUUAUAAACAUAAUGUUAUAUACUGUAAUAGACAAUCAUAACUAUUAUGUAUAACAACAAAUUUUAAAUUAACAGUCUGUAAAUAAAAAUGAUAAUUUAUAUUAUUGUUUCUAAUAUUGUAUCACUGAUUUAGACAAUUCAGUUUUGGCAGCAAUGGAAAUAUAGAUAUUCUAUUAAAUCUAAGAAUAAAAGAAAAAACUACAUUAUAAAAUGGAGGUAUGUUAUUACAAAUUAUGAUACCUAUUUUUAAAAUAUCAUAAUUUGAUAUUGUAUAAUUUCUUUGUGUAUUUAGAUACUGUCAAUGAAGAUGAUAAAAGUAAAGAUAUAGAAGAAAUAUCUCAAAAGUUGUACAGAAAUCCAAAUUUCAUUGCUACCAGACCAGUGUUCAAAACUUGUUGGUGUAAAUAA
Cinara cedri is the source of this 2135-nucleotide messenger RNA. The record is from the annotation of a GenBank genome assembly. Lineage: Eukaryota; Metazoa; Arthropoda; Insecta; Hemiptera; Aphididae.